AUGACGCGCCUCCUCGCCCCUCUCCGCUCCACCCUCCGCCUCCACCGCGCACCCCUCGCUACCCCCCUCAUCCACCGAACACUCCACCUCUCCCCCCGUCUCCUCCUCCGUCAAUCCACCGCGCCCGCUUCUGCACCCCCCGCCGUCGGCACUGCUGCGCCUGGGAGUGUGGAUGGGUUCACGGGAGAGGUGGUUAGGGGCGCGGAUAUCGAUCCCUCACAGCUCGUGAUCGAGAAGACCAAGUCGCCCAAGACGAUUCCUCCGGCCUCGCAACUCGUCUUUGGCCGUACCUUCACCGACCACAUGCUCUGCAUCCCCUGGAACUCUCAAAAAGGCUGGGGAAAGCCCAAGAUCCAGCCUUACGGGCCUCUGAAUCUCGACCCGUCGUCGACGGUCUUGCAUUACGCCCCGACGCUGUUUGAGGGACUCAAGGCGUACAAGGGGAAGGAUGGCGUGCCGAGGUUGUUUAGGCCGGACAAGAACAUGGAGCGUAUGAACCGCUCUGCGGCGCGUCUCGCUUUUCCCACUUUCACCGGCGAACACCUCACGACGCUCAUCAAGAAGCUUGUCGAGAUCGAUGCCGACUGGGUCCCUACCGAGCCUGGAACGUCGCUCUACAUCCGCCCGACGAUGAUUGGUACUCAGGCGGGACUUGGGGUUGGCGCUUCUACCGACGUUCUCCUCUUUGUCAUCUGCUCCCCCGUCGGCCCCUACUACUCGACCGGCUUCAAGCCCGUCAAGCUCUACGCCACGACAAAGGACGUACGCGCAUGGCCAGGCGGAACGGGAGGCUACAAGCUCGGUUCGAACUAUGCCGCCGGCGUUGUACCGCAGCAACAGGCUGCCGCGUUGGGAUAUCAGCAGAUCCUGUGGCUGUUUGGCCCCGAACACCGCCUGACUGAAGUCGGCACCAUGAAUCUGUUUGCCUCCUUUUCCUCCUCUUCCGGCAUUGAGAUCGUCACACCCCCUCUCGAGGACAUGAUUCUCCCCGGCGUCACGCGCGACUCGAUCCUCUCUCUCCUUCGCGACCACGCCUCGGGCAAGAAGAAGCUCGAGGGAUUGCCGGAGAACCUCACCGUCUCGGAGCGCAACAUGACCAUGGGCGAUAUCGUCAAGGCUGAGAAGGAGGGAACGCUCCUCGAGAUGUUUGGUUCCGGCACGGCCGCCAUCGUCUCGCCCAUCGACGGCAUUGGCUACGAAGACCGCGUCGUCAACGUCCCCGUCGGCUCGGACGGCCUCGGCGACAUCGCCCGCGUCUUGCUUCGCGAGAUCGUCGGCCGCCAAACGGGCGAGAUCCCCUCCGAAUGGUCCGUCACCGUCGACUCCUAG
This is a messenger RNA of Rhodotorula toruloides NP11, 1329 nucleotides long. RefSeq names its product branched-chain-amino-acid aminotransferase. Lineage: Eukaryota; Fungi; Basidiomycota; Microbotryomycetes; Sporidiobolales; Sporidiobolaceae. Gene Ontology annotation, molecular function: branched-chain-amino-acid:2-oxoglutarate transaminase activity. The record is from RefSeq and is a predicted model, not a curated record. The coding region runs from base 1 to 1329 and encodes 442 amino acids. Gene Ontology annotation, biological process: L-leucine biosynthetic process; L-valine biosynthetic process. The transcript is spliced from 11 exons. Gene Ontology annotation, cellular component: mitochondrion.